AUGAUUCGUGACCACUAUGUCCCUCUAAAAAGUGCCAUUUCCAAGCAGCUGUUGGCCAUGUGGAAGGAACGGCUGGCUUUGGAGACGUCUGCCUCUGGGGGAGGGCGGCUGUCAGGCUCGUCGCAGUCACCGCGGGAGGAGGAAGCCAUCGUGCUCACGCCCCAGGCAAACCCAGACAAGAAGAGUCGCAUUCCUGUCGCACCGCCUUGGCAGGCAGUCCCGGCUGCGGUUAUGGACGUGUGUCUGAGCUCCGAGCUGCGGGAAGCACCAUGCACCCCAGAUGGCUGCUUAGAGCCGGCGGCGGCGGCGGGGUCUCUCCAAGAGGAUGGCACCGGCGGACCCCCAGGAGCUAAGAAGGUCCCAGGCGGAUCUCAGGGAGCAGAGGCGGCUUUCCUGCCGGUUUCCCUCGGGCUCCUCGCCGCUGAUUCCUUCUCACCGCCAGUGCCAGCCGCUUCUCUGCUGCUGGCGACCCCCAAUUCUAACAAGAUAGAACCAUCUCUUCAUAGCCUCCAGAAAUUUGUCCCUACAGAUUACGCCAGCUACACGCAGGAGCAUUACCAGUUUGCAGGCACGAAGAUCGUCAUCCAAGAAUCCAUAGAGAGCUACGGAGCGGUGGUGUGGCCAGGGGCUACCGCUUUGUGUCAGUAUUUGGAGGAACAUACAGAGGAACUGAAUCUCCAAGAUGCCAAGGUACUUGAGAUUGGUGCUGGACCAGGCCUUGUCUCCACUGUGGCCAGUAUUUUAGGAGCUCAAGUCACAGCAACGGAUUUGCCUGAUGUCCUAGGAAACCUUCAAUACAAUCUUUUGAAGAACACAUUAAAACGUGCAGCACAUCUGCCGGAAGUGAGAGAGCUGGUUUGGGGAGAGAGCCUGGAGCAACACUUCCCCAGGUCGACGUUUUAUUACGACUAUGUUCUGGCCUCGGACGUGGUCUACCACCACUACUUCCUGGACAAGCUGCUCACCACCAUGGCGUACCUUUGUCAGCCAGGGACGGUGUUGCUUUGGGCAAACAAAUUCAGGUUCAGCACCGAUUAUGAAUUCUUAGAUAAAUUCAAGCACGUUUUUGACACAACACUCUUGGCUGAAUUUCCAGAGUCAUCAGUCAAAAUUUUCAAAGGAAUACUAAAAUGGGAUUAAAUUAAACAGAAUGCCUUUCGAAACAUUAGUGUCUUUUGAGCAGUGUUGGGAAUCGUAUUGUCAAUAAAAGACUUGUGAGAUCGAGAAGGUAGUGCAUAAAAACGACUUGUAUGCCUAGA
Molecule: messenger RNA, 1259 nt
Organism: Odobenus rosmarus divergens (Pacific walrus)
Lineage: Eukaryota; Metazoa; Chordata; Mammalia; Carnivora; Odobenidae
Gene: METTL21C
Product: methyltransferase like 21C
Exons: 7
Coding region: 1-1140 (379 amino acids)
Biological process (GO): peptidyl-lysine methylation
Cellular component (GO): cytoplasm; cytosol
Molecular function (GO): protein-lysine N-methyltransferase activity
Source: RefSeq, a predicted model, not a curated record